Didymodactylos carnosus is the source of this 1608-nucleotide messenger RNA. NCBI's taxonomy places the organism in Eukaryota, Metazoa, Rotifera, Eurotatoria, Philodinida, Philodinidae. The record is from the annotation of a GenBank genome assembly.
AUGUAUUUUGCAUCUGUAAAUUUAUCCAAUGAAUUAAACGAUGAUCAAGAAAUUUUAUAUUAUAAUUUUAAUAUCUUUUUUCAACAUUUAACUGAAUGUUUUAUUCAACCAUUUUUAAAUAAUAAAACAGUUUUUAUUCAAAAUUUAAUUACAAUACAUGAUUUACAUAAAGAUAAACAUGGUAAACUUCUAUUAGAUAUUGCCACAUUUCAAUCUACAAAUGAAAAAGCAAAACCUAUAUGUAAUUAUUUGACAACACGUUUUCUAAUUGGAACAAAAUUACAUGCAGUAGUCAAAAGAGAAAAAGAGAAAACUUAUCAAGUGGAAAAUGAAUUUAUUGAUGAAAAAAGUAGAGAAAUAUUAAAUGAAAUUGCAAUUAAUGAACGAGAUUUUAUCAUUCAACAAAUUUUAAAUGGUCUAUGUUCACAAUCUGAUUUAAAAUCAUUAAUGAUAGUUAAUGAUAUAUAUGAUUAUGAUGAAAUAUUAUAUAAUGCUAAAAAUAAACAAAAAGUCGUUUAUCCAUAUAAUCCAACACCAGAUUUUUAUAAAUAUUGUCAAAAAUUUGAUGUUGAAAUGAUUGGUAUCUCACGUCGAGAAUUAAUGACACAUAUAAAUAAGGAACAAUUUCGAAAUCUUGUUCAUAAAGUUGAUCCAAAAUUUGAUUAUAAACAUCAUCGUCUUCAAUCAACAGAUUCAUUAGAAAAAAUUCAAAAAAUAUUACAUGAAACUGAAACAUAUAAAUUAACAUCAUUAAAAUUAAAUAAUAAUAAACAACAACAAACUUUAAUGUUUAUUCAAGAAGAAAUGUCUGCUGGUGGUGUAGGAAGCUAUAUGGUAACAAAAAAAGAUAAUAUUUAUGAAAUAAAUGAUGAAUUAAAAUUUCAUUCACUUGAUGAAAUUGCUACAUUUUUUAAAGAGAAAAAUGUGGAUAUAAUUGUUGCACCAUAUUAUGAAUAUAAACAUAAACAACCACCUAAUCCUUCUAUUGGAAUUAUUUUAACAGAUACAGGUGUAAGUGCAUACAUUGUUGGUAAUCAACGUCUCGAUGCUAAUGGAGCUUAUUUUGGCAUUGAUAUUUCACCCGAAUGUUUUACACCGGAUAUUAAAACAUAUUUUGAUGAAAAUUAUCAACGUUUAUUAGCUAUGGCUAUUCGAUUAGCUCAACAUGAACAACAGAUGGGUCGACGAGGAUACGGAUCAAUUGAUGCCUUCAUGUAUGUUGAUAAUAAACACGAACUACGAGUAGGAAUAUCAGAAGAAAAUGCACGAUUUACAGGUGUUUGUCCAACAUUAAUGACCGCGUUCGGACACGAGAAAAUGAGAGAAUUUAUUUUAAAACAUCAACAAUUUCCGUGCAUGUUAUCUAAUGAUGAUGUCAUUAUUCGAUCACAAUCAACAUCACUAUCAACAACAGAUGUAGCUAAAUUAUUCGGCAAACAUGACAUACCACUGUUCACGAAAGAUAAUUUAGAAGGCGUUCUUAUACUCAGUUGUCCAAUGAAGAAAGAUGAUUACUACUUGGUUGCUCUAGCCAUCAUAGCUCUAACAAUUGAAAAACGAAAAGAAAUCGAAAUUAAAAUCAACAAUGUAACAAAAUCAAAGUUUUGA